AUGAGCGGCUUCCGGUUCUUGUCGCUCGUGCGGCCUUUCAUGUCCGUCCUGCCCGAGGUAGCGGCACCGGAACGUAAAGUGCCCUUCGAGAGCCGAGUUAUGUGGACCGCCAUCGUCCUCGCCAUCUUCCUCGUCUCUUCGCAGAUCCCCCUCUACGGUAUUGUCUCGAGUGACAGCUCCGACCCGCUCUACUGGAUGCGCGUCAUUCUCGCCUCGAACCGAGGUACGCUCAUGGAACUCGGUAUCUCGCCCAUCGUCACCUCCGGCAUGAUCAUGCAGCUCCUCGCCGGCGCCAACCUCGUCGAAGUCGACUUCAGCCUCAAGGAGGACCGUGCCCUUUUCGGUGGUGCGCAGAAGCUGUUUGCUCUCAUCAUCUCGCUCGGCCAGGCCACCGUCUACGUGCUCACCGGUCUCUACGGACAGCCCAAGGACCUCGGUGCUGGUGUCUGUCUGCUUCUCAUCCUCCAGCUCGUUGUUGCCGGAUUGAUCGUCAUUCUCCUCGACGAGCUUCUGCAGAAGGGCUACGGUCUCGGCUCCGGUAUCUCGCUCUUCAUCGCUACCAACAUUUGCGAGUCGAUCGUGUGGAAGGCCUUCUCACCGACUACGGUCAACACCGGUCGCGGUCCCGAAUUUGAGGGUGCCCUCGUCGCCCUCUUCCACCUGCUCUUUACCUGGAACGACAAGUCGCGUGCGCUCAAGGAGGCGCUGUACCGCGACCGUCUGCCCAACGUCAUGAACCUGCUCGCGACGCUGCUCAUCUUCCUCGUCGUCAUCUACCUGCAGGGUUUCCGCAUCGAGAUCCCCGUCAAGUCGAACCGCUUCCGUGGUCAGCGCGGCACCUACCCCGUCAAGCUCUUCUACACCUCCAACAUGCCCAUCAUGCUCGAAUCGGCGCUCACGUCGAACGUGUUCAUCAUCAGCCAGAUGCUCGCCUCGCGCUUCCCGCGCAACCUCUUCGUCAAGCUGCUCGGUGUGUGGGAGCCGUUGGAAGACUCUGCGCAGUUGCACGCCACGGGGGGCAUCGCAUACUACAUGUCGGCUCCGCACAGCUUCAAGGAGGUCGUGGGCGAUCCGAUCCACACGGCCAUCUACAUUGCGUUUACCCUCACGGCUUGUGCGCUGUUCAGCAAGACGUGGAUCGAGGUGAGCGGUUCCGGACCGAGGGAGGUCGCCAAGCAGCUCAAGGACAAUCAGAUGGUCAUGGCCGGUCAUCGCGAUGCCAGCAUGUACAAGGAGCUCAAGCGUGUCAUUCCGACGGCUGCUGCGUUCGGCGGUGCUACGAUCGGCGCGCUCUCGGUGUGCGCUGACCUCAUCGGCGCUUUCGGCAGCGGUACCGGUAUUCUGUUGGCCGUGACGAUCAUCUACUCGUACUUCGAGAUUGGCAUGCGCGAGGCGGGCGGUCCGGAGAUGGCUGCUAUGGGCGACCUCUUUGGUUGA
Molecule: messenger RNA, 1437 nt
Organism: Kalmanozyma brasiliensis GHG001
Lineage: Eukaryota; Fungi; Basidiomycota; Ustilaginomycetes; Ustilaginales
Product: Translocon Sec61/SecY, plug domain protein
Exons: 3
Coding region: 1-1437 (478 amino acids)
Biological process (GO): SRP-dependent cotranslational protein targeting to membrane, translocation; post-translational protein targeting to membrane, translocation
Cellular component (GO): membrane; Sec61 translocon complex
Molecular function (GO): signal sequence receptor activity; ribosome binding; transmembrane protein transporter activity
Source: RefSeq, a predicted model, not a curated record